Molecule: messenger RNA, 869 nt
Organism: Felis catus (domestic cat)
Lineage: Eukaryota; Metazoa; Chordata; Mammalia; Carnivora; Felidae
Product: MAP/microtubule affinity-regulating kinase 3-like
Exons: 2
Coding region: 1-852 (283 amino acids)
Biological process (GO): microtubule cytoskeleton organization; protein phosphorylation; intracellular signal transduction
Cellular component (GO): cytoplasm
Molecular function (GO): ATP binding; tau-protein kinase activity; protein serine/threonine kinase activity
Source: RefSeq, a predicted model, not a curated record
AUGAAGCUGACCCAGUACAUCCUAACUGGGAAGCAGUCUGAUGUGAAGUUCAUCAGGAAAACCCAGGAGGACCCCGCUGGCCUCCAGGGACUUUGUCGUGAAGCCCAGAAUAUGAAGACCUCAAGUCACCCAAAUAUUGUCAAGUCACUCGAGGUGAUCAACAGGAAGAAAUCGUUAGUCCUCCUUUCAAAAUAUGUAAGCAGAGACAAGCUGUGUGACGAUUUUACGCACCAUGGCCAAGUGACGGAGGAGGUUCCAGACAAAUUCUGCCAGCUGUUAUCGGUUGUGGAGUACUGCCACCAACAAGGUAUGAUCGGCGGGGAUCAGAAGCUGGAGACACUGCUUUUUGACAAGAAGCUGAAGCAAAGGGAGCACACCCCUUCCGCAAACACUUGGAGCCUGGGGGUGGUUUGGUACUGCUUGGCCACCGGGUUUGAGCCGUUUGAGGGGGAAGUCUUCUGGGAAGCAGAACGAAAUAUGGAAAACAGGGAACACAGUGCUUGGAUUUUCAUGUCCCUGGGGAGUGAAAACCUGUGGUACACGUUGACAACCAUCCAGCCCAAGAUCAGCACACCAACCACAGUCCGCUCCUGGAGCUCCAUCGCAACCUGUUCCAGCACAGGCCUGUCCUCAGAGCAGAGUAGUCUGACCUCCGAAGGGACCAGCAUAGGGACCACGAUCAGCGGGCCCAGAUGCAACUCACCAGCCACAAACUCCGACACCAGCAGUGAAUACAGGCAGCCAGGGAGGAUGUCCCUAGAGCCAAAAAAUCGGGUUCUCAAAACUCUUGGUAAAUUCAAAAAUUUAUUCAAAAAACACAAUAAAAUAGAACCCCAAAAAAAAUGCAAAUAAAUGAGAGCCAUAAGAGA